Dermacentor albipictus is the source of this 1837-nucleotide messenger RNA. Its product is annotated as cytosolic non-specific dipeptidase-like. Lineage: Eukaryota; Metazoa; Arthropoda; Arachnida; Ixodida; Ixodidae. The record is from RefSeq and is a predicted model, not a curated record. Gene Ontology annotation, molecular function: peptidase activity. Gene Ontology annotation, biological process: proteolysis.
GUUUCAGGAGCGGCCUCAAGGCAUUUGUUGAUUUGCGAGGUUUCGCAUACUGCGCAUCGUCUGCUCCGCAAGUAAUUUUCAGGCGUACCUUAAUUCCUUUGAUUCUCAUCAGUUCGGGUAACCCGCGGAGCCAGCGCGCGCGUUAUUAGAAUCCAAGGACCGGCACCUUUCUCGACUCAUCGUGCACUCGCUCUACCGGACCACAGGAGACUACUGCGAGACACAAUGGCACCAAACAGUAUGCCCGAAGAACUAGGAAAAAUAUUCAGUGUGAUAGACGAGAACAGAGACGCCAUGCUACAAUCGCUCAAGGAACUCGUGGCCAUUCCCAGCGUGUCGGCAGACAGAGCUCACCGUGACGAUAUUGUGAAAGCCAUGCACAUGGUCAAAAAGAUGAUGGAGGCCGAAGGCGUGCGCGUGGACAUGCAGCCCCUGGGCGACCAGGCCCUCCCCGACGGCACGACGCUGCCCUUUCCUCCGUUGUUGCUGGGCAGCCACGGGGAUGACGCCAACAAGAAGACGGUGUGCAUGUACGCACACCUGGACGUGCAGCCCGCGAAAAUGUCCGACGGCUGGGUGAGCGACCCAUUCGUGCUUCAAGAGCGCGACGGCAAGCUGUACGGCCGUGGUAGCUCCGACGACAAGGGACCGGCGCUCGCCAUGGUUUGGGCGCUGCACGCUUACAACAAGGCCGGAGUGCCUCUGCCGGUCAACCUCAAGUUCCUGUACGAAGGCAUGGAGGAGGUCGGUUCUCAGGGCAUCGUGCCCUACCUACGGUCCGACGGCAAGAGCAAGUUCUUCGAUGGCAUCGACUUCGCCUGCAUCUCGGACAACUUCUGGCUCGGCACCGAGAAGCCAUGCCUCACGUACGGACUCAGAGGGAUAACAUAUUUCGACAUCGAAGUGGUCGCCGGGACACACGAUUUUCAUUCCGGCCAACAUGGCGGAAUAACGCACGAGGCCAUGUCCGACCUCAUGGACCUGUUCGACAGUCUAUUGGACGCUACGGGGAAAAUAGCGGUGCCUGGCAUCUACGACGACGUGCGCCCCGUGACGGACCAAGAACGCGAGCUCUACCGCCGCAUCGACUUCAAUCUCAAUGAGUACCGUUGGGAAAUGGGUGCCUCGAGACUCGCCCACGAGGAGAAGGUCGAAACGCUGGUGAAUCGUUGGCGUCAGCCGUGCCUCUCUCUGCACGGUAUCUCGGGCGCUUACUCUGAUCCCGGCGAGCCGCAGUUGGUACCGACCCACGUGCACGGCAAGUUCUCCAUCCGCACGGUUCCCAACCAACAGCCGGACAAGGUGAAGGAGUGCGUCACGAAACACCUGGAGCAACGCUUCGCCCAACGAAACAGCCCGAACCGCCUCAAGGUGACGAUGACUCACAGUACUUCCACAUGGUUCACGGACCCAAGGACGCCGCACUUCAAGGCUGCUGCGGCUGCAGUUAAACACGUGCACGGUGUGGAGCCCGACCUGACCUGCGAAGGAGGCACCAUCGGUACUGUUUCGGCGUUGCAGGACCACGUGUGCCGCAACACGCUGUUGAUGCCCAUCAACUGCUCGGGCAGCGCGGCGCAUGCGCAGAACGAGAACACUCGUCUCCGGAACUACGUCAACGGAGCAAAGCAAUUCGCUGCUUAUUGGUACGAGGUCGCAAAGCUCCAUUGACUGGACCGGACGACAUGGCCCAGAAAUCCGCCGUAUCUCCAAGGGUUUUAUUGCCGACAAAAUGUUUCUGCGCUUACGGGCCGGUAGCACACUUUAAACACUCACCUCUCACUUCCAGCGUUCAAUAAAACAGCGCAAUCGGAAUAAAUUUACAGGUAAUACAUUU